CUUGAGGAGACACCUUGCCAUCAGGUCCUGGAUGGAUGAAAUGCUUCCUGCUGGAAGGGAUGCACUCUCUAUUCUUUCCCUCAUCAAGGUUGGCAGUGUCUGAAAGAGGCAGUUCUUGAAGCCCAUCCUCUGCCCCUCUCUGGAGCAGGGAGUGUGUCACUCACAGACAGAAGCCAGGCCGGACAAAAGGCUGUUUGUCCAGCACCUCCGUCAGCCCUCCCUCUGCUCAUCCCCUCCAGCUCUAGCUCUGUGUACAUCUGAAAAGAUACUACUAAGAAAGUGAAAAGAAGCGAAGCAGAAGAAAAAGGAAACUUUCCAAAAAUGAAGAUGCUCUCAGUUCUACUUCUGCUGAGUGCCCUCCUGGGUGCCCACACAGUGCCCUCCCGGCGGCCCAAGUGCUACAAGAGGGUCCUGCAUGACCACAGCUGUCACAGCAUUCCCGAAGGCAUGGUGAGCCUCCGGCAAGUUGAUGACAACCUGCAGGAUCACUUUUGGGAAGGAGAAGGCUGCGAGACCAUCUGUUACUGCAACUUCAAGGAACUGCUCUGCUGUCCAAAGGAGAUUUUCUUUGGAUCGAAGAUAUCUUUCGUGAUUCCCUGUAACAGCGAGUGAUCAACACUGAGCCUGUCACUGAGGACAACCGGCAUCAUUCCACAAUCACAAAAAUACGCUUUCAAGAGAAAAAACAAAGCCAGCAACAGCCAAAACAAAACAAAUUUCCUCUCUAAGCACACUGUAGAAACUAUCUUUCUGCUGGAAAAAAACUUCCUCUCUAUGCUUUGUGAAAUAUGUAAAAUUAUCUCAUUUUGGAUAUGGUAGCUGCCUUAAUUAGCUCCAUACGGAUGUGAAAGACUGUACCUGCUCAUAAUUGUCCCUGCAUUUAUCUCCUAGCAAAAAAUAUAUAAACAUAUGUGUGUGAGUGUAUCCUUUUAAUAACUACAACAUUCUCAACUAAUUUCCAAAAAGAAACAUCAUGGUUAAACCUUCAUGUGGCUAAGAGUGACUCUUGCUGGAAUCCACUGCAGCAGUGCAGCUUCCUAUUGCUUUAUUGUUAGCACUGCUUUAAGGCAAUGCUAGUCAGUAUCUGGCACUUCUGCACACUCCCACUUCUAUUUGGGUGCCUGCAAAAAACAGAAACCAUUAAUUUGCAUUACCCAUAUUUGAAAAUUCCACUGGAAAAAAGAGUCAAAAUUCAUAUUAAUAGUACUAAGGUAGGUGUAAGUGAUAAUUAUGUCUCACUCGUUAACUGCAUUUGAAGUCUUGAAGCGUUAAAGAUUGAGCUUUCAAAACACUAAUAACAGCAGUGAUAGAACAUACGUAUGUAUAUUCAGAAAGACUUAGAAGGAGAAUGGGACAGUAACAUGGAACAUGUAGUACAAAUGUAACUGUCUUGCCCCUUGAACUAGUGCUCUGCUCACCUAGGGACAUGGUUAGUGGGAACAGUGGGGAUGGGUUGAUGGUUGGACUAGGCAAUCUUAGAGGUCUUUUCCAACCUUGACUCUAUGAUAAUAACCUUACGACACCACAUUGUGGAAACUGCUACCAUCAGCACACCAAAGUUAUUUCACAUAUGAACAUGAAAUAGCACAAAGACUGUUUUACUUCUUCUGUUAGUAAAUAAUGCUUGGAUAUGCGCAGUGGUAGGUUAGCUAUACAUAACCAAUAGUAAGAGUUUCAAGUAAAUCUGCAUUUACUAUUUUUGCUAAGCAAUUUUUAGACUAUUGAAACAAACAGCUUGUACCAUCAGGCUUUUAAAGCCUGGUUCAUAUAAUUACUCCUGAGUCAUUUGGGCUUCUAAUAAAAUAAUCAAUGAAGGACGAUAGAAGGUGGGGAAUCUGGCAACUCACCAUCAAAAUUACCAAAUUCAGUGUUCUACUAAGAAAACAUACAGUAUCCACUUUAUGGAGGACUGCAAAGUCCUCCAUAAGCUUCUAAUAGCAGUAAGGACAUGUAGUUUCUGUGGGUUGUGCCAUCUACUUUCCUUGCCAAUCAGGUAGUGUAUAUCUGCCAUUCACAGCUUUCCAGUGCAACAGCUACAAAAAUAAGGCAGAUGCAGAGGUGGGUAGUAAAGUCAGUAGAUGAUUUUCAGUUACUUCCCUUUUACCAUUAUUGACGUGGAAAAAUACAUAAUCCGAUGAAAAAAAAAAGUUUUGCCACUUUCUACAUGCAGCAGCAUAGGGCCACAGACCUAUUUCCAAUAUAAGCUCGUUCUUG
Molecule: messenger RNA, 2214 nt
Organism: Lagopus muta (rock ptarmigan)
Lineage: Eukaryota; Metazoa; Chordata; Aves; Galliformes; Phasianidae
Gene: SCRG1
Product: stimulator of chondrogenesis 1
Exons: 3
Coding region: 322-612 (96 amino acids)
Source: RefSeq, a predicted model, not a curated record